CACGCGCACGCAAACCCGGCUUUUAAUGGGCCGUGAGCGCGCACGUUGACUCUUUGUGUGUGGCAGCGUAGAGAAGCCCAAAUACAAUUAGCUACAAUGGCUGACCAAAAGCCCAAGGAGGGAGUGAAGACGGAAAGUAAUGAACACAUCAACCUCAAGGUGGCUGGACAGGAUGGCUCAGUAGUGCAGUUCAAAAUCAAAAGGCACACACCUCUCAGUAAACUGAUGAAGGCAUACUGUGAAAGACAGGGUCUUACCAUGAGACAGAUUCGCUUCCGGUUCGAUGGACAGCCCAUAAACGAGACAGACACACCUUCACAGUUGGAAAUGGAGGAUGAGGACACGAUUGAUGUCUUCCAGCAACAGACCGGAGGCCUCUUCUGAAUGGGUGAAGAAUCCCCCUCUUCUCCACCCUUCCAUUUAUACAGCCCCUCUCCUCCUCCUCCUCUUCCUCACUCUGCCCAACAUCCUGUCCGAACUGAAUCUGCUUUAAGCGAGACCCUCUCACACUUUAACAGAUCUGCUGUUGUAUAUUGGGGGCUUUGGAUGUUUCGUUCAUUUCUUAUUUUUUAUUUCUGGGGGUUUUGUACAUAAAUGACUUUUGCCAAUGCUACAUCCAUAGAAAUGAAAAUGAUGCGUUACGAAUACGCAAACAAAUGUUCCAGUCCCAUCAUCCUGGCAGCGGCUGCUUGUAGGAGUUGGAUGUUUGGUGCAUUUGGCGUCUCGUGCUGUGAGGUGGCACGGGAGGUCAAAAGGAAGCAAGGUUCUUGGGCUUCCGCUCUGCUUGUGUUUCCAAGCAUUGUCAUUAGUGUUCCGAUGUCAAUCACCUGUGUUCCAUUGCUAGCUCAACAGAUAACCAAAAAAGCCAAGUCAUGUCUAAUAACAAUAUCCAGUCUUAUCUAUUGUUGUAAGCCUAGCUCACAGCAGGCAGGCUAAUCACCACAGUGAGUUUAGCUUUAAGUAAGUUUGCUGGCUUAUUCUUCCAAAGUGUCACAGAAUACAAGAAUACGUCACUACAGGUCUUCUAAUCAGUGGUGCUCCCGUUUUAACUUCCUGUACAGUAACAGCUUACAAUUGUUCUAUUAAUGUAGGUGAAGGUGAUUGACACUUCACACACCAAAUCCUGUAGCCCUUUGGUGUGGAUAGGCUUGAUGAUGAACCAACUUACUGUCUGCUGGGAAAAACUACAUGAUGACUUGACUGUUAUGACCAACAGUCCUAAGCAACAGACUUGAUCAUUACUAAUUUGUGUGUCAACAAGCUUAUAUUGGGGGACCUCUGCAAUAGUUAUCAGGCAAAUGAGGUAUCUUACUGUAAGCCAAAUCUAAAGUUAUGUACAAAAGUCUGCAUCUUAUCUUAAUGGGACAUUUAAAGGGAGUUGGAUGAGAAUGGACAUAAACAAACAUAUUUUCAGACACACAUGGUUGCUUUUAUUCCUUUUAUAAAGUCAUGGAACAUAAUUGCUGUACAAAAGUGGUGUAAUGGAUAGUGGGGUGCUUAAUGAGCUAGACACUUCCUGUUAAACCACUGCUUCCAUUGGACAAAAGUUUGUGAACAAAUCUUUCUUAACGACUUAUUUACAAGUAGGGUCAAAUUGAUAUUGGUAUUCACCACUAUAUCAUUUGGAAUAGAAGAGAAGAGUUAUUUACUUAAGCACCAGUAUUCACCACACAUGAUAUGGAAAAUGGAUCAAAAGAGCCUUUAUUCAGAAUACUUGUACAGUUAUUGAUUUUGAAUGAGUUCCUGGCUGUCUUUGUUAUUGUUAGCCUUACCGUGAAUUUUCAACAACAAAAAAGUUGCUUAUCGAUUUAGAAGCCAUAUACAAACUGCUUUGAGUCUGCGUGGAUGGAGCUGGGCACCUUGUCUCGUCCACAGGGGACGAUGAUGGCGGCUCCUCCAGCUUUUCAGUUCUGUUCCAGAAGAUUUUCUAUCUUUUUUAUACAUAAAUAUAAAUAUAUAUAUUGUAGUGUUCAUGUGUAGUGAGAAACUUGUCUUACAGCUGGUUGGAUUUAGGAUUAGAAGCAAAAUAAAGAACCCUUUCAAAUACGUCUAAUUGAAGACAAGUAUGUGUAUUGUGGAAUACAUUUCUUGUUUAAAUAAAGUUAUUCAUUUUUUUA
Molecule: messenger RNA, 2117 nt
Organism: Engraulis encrasicolus (European anchovy)
Lineage: Eukaryota; Metazoa; Chordata; Actinopteri; Clupeiformes; Engraulidae
Product: small ubiquitin-related modifier 2-like
Exons: 4
Coding region: 97-384 (95 amino acids)
Biological process (GO): protein sumoylation
Cellular component (GO): nucleus
Molecular function (GO): ubiquitin-like protein ligase binding; protein tag activity
Source: RefSeq, a predicted model, not a curated record